UUUUAAUGAGCAGAUGAUUCUCCUCCACCUGGAUGUUCGCAUAUGAGCAGAUGAUCAGUGUCGAGCAGCCCCCUCCAUUAGCAGCUGUUUGGAGUGCGAGAGAGCCUCCCUUAGCGGCCAUCAUGUCUCUGAGAGCCACUCAGACGCAGCAGCAGCUAAAUGGGAGAAGAACCAGGAGGAUGGAAAGAGCCGACACUGGACAGCGCUCUAAAAAGCUUGCCAUCAUUUCCCGAUCUCUCCUUAUCUGUAGCUCCAGGAGCACAGAUGACGCCUCUAACCCUGAAGAGAGGUACAAAUAUGAGAACUGGAAAGAACGGUACCAAGGAGACCCUUUGGAGGCGAAGGCUGGACAUCUAGAAAUGAAUUUCUGCAGAAGUGUUAGCCUACAGGGAUCAAAAUGGAACGACGAACCCAAGAGGAACUUAAGGAGAUCAUUUUCCAUCAAGGAAAGCAGUUUCUGGAGAAUGUGCAUUGCCACCGGGGAGGAGUGCGGGCCGCUUGGACCUCAAGUGGCUGAUAACGACCUUCAGGGUGGUGACAAUAUAGUCUCUGUGCGAAACGGAGGCCAAUUACACAGGGACACUUACAUCCACUAUGGCGAGAGGCUGGCCCCAUUUAAUGGGCAGGUUUUAAAUGGCCAUACAAAACUCGAGUCAGAGAAACAGUCAGCCAUGAGAAAUGAUCCCAGAAUGGCUAGUGCUGAGGUUUUCAGUUCAUGUGAAAACAGCAGGCCACUGCUUAAUAGUAAUUCGGCUGACUCUGUGAUCUACAGGAAAGAUGUAGUUGGAAACAAUAGUAAUUUUAAAAAGCCCAUUAUAGAAGUAACGGAGGAAGAUAAAAGCUGUGAGACUGAAGAUCCCGAAGAUUUAGUAUGCAAGAGAAAUCGUUCAAACUCUACAAGUGUUCAUCCAUACUGGAUCGGAGAUUUGGAUGACAUUAUUAUGAAAACACCGGAUCUGUUUCCCUGUCAUGUUCCCACUGCUACUGGCAUUUACGGAAACAGGAAGUCUCUUUCUCAACAACUCGAGUUUCCUGCCAGUGUUCCACAGGCUGUGCCAAGACCUUCUCGCUCACUCAGUUCAGCACAUCUGGUCCAUUCCAGCAGCAGUGUCCAGGCUUUCAUUAUCUGUAAUAUAGUCUUAAUGAAGGCACCUGGCAAGGGUCUAGGUUUCAGUAUAGUGGGAGGAAGGGACAGCAUGUAUGGCCCAAUGGGAAUCUAUGUAAAGACGAUUUUUCCCAGUGGAGCAGCUGCAGCAGAUGGACGUCUACAGGAAGGAGAUGAGAUUCUGGAGCUAAAUGGAGAGUCCCUUCAUGGUCUUACUCAUGAGGAUGCUUUGCAAAAGUUUAAACAAGUGAAGAAAGGUCUGCUGACACUGGUGGUAAGGACCAGGUUGGGAGCUGUAGUUGGCAGUCAGACUCAGGUGGCCCAAUUGUGCCGCUCCAAGUCUCUGAGUUCCACUGCAGGUAUCAGCAGAACCAAUGAUGAGCUGGCUGAUUUCCCCAACUUGGGUACGCAUGCAAAGCCCAGAGACCGCAUCAUGAUGGAAAUCACAUUGCAGAAGGAGGUUGGUGUGGGCCUUGGUAUUGGAUUGUGCUGUGUUCCAUCUGCUGAAGGUGGUCCUGGAAUUUACAUUCACACGCUGUCACCAGGUUCGAUGGCACACAUGGAUGGUCGCUUAAGAUGUGGGGAUGAGAUUGUGGAGAUUAAUGACACUGUGGUUUGCAACAUGACACUCAAUGAUGUGUACACGGUUCUGAGUCAGUGCAGCCCAGGGCCGAUUCAGCUUAUCAUCAGUCGACAUCCUGACCCUAAAGUUUCUGAACAGCAGCUGAAUGAGGCCAUUGCCCAGGCAGUAGAGAACAGCAAACUAAAAAGAGACAAGAGUCAUUGGAGUAUGGAGGGUUUAAGAAGGAUGGAGCCAUGUUCACACAACAAGACAAAGUGUGAAAACUGUAUGGAUCAAAGCCAUUGCCAGAUGAGCUGCACACGAGGCCAUCAACCCAUGAUCCGUUCCUGUAGUGAGGGUGCAUAUAACCAGCGCAACACCUUGACCAGUGUCAACAUGCUGGCCAUCCCCAAACACCAGAACGUCAACCGUGUUCAUAGCAUGGAUGCCGCCAUAACAGGCAGCUCUGAGGUUCAGGCUAGAAGCAGGCCGUCCCAAACCUCAAAUGUCAACGAUGACUACAACGUGCCCUACAACUCUGAGAGGAACAUUGUCACUUAUGAUGCAGGUUUUGGAAGGACAAGAGGUUUUAAGGGUAGGCCUCGUUCUCUACCACGAAGGUACUGUAGACGGCAGGGUAUCACCAAUGAAGAGCCACUUUCCGACUCUAGUGGGUCUAGUGGAAGUUCACCAGUGAAAGAAGAAGAUACACUGCCUUCACAAAGCUGCCAAGAAGCGGAUGAGUGUUCAGAAGAAGCUAAAGCAGCACACUCUGAACCUGUCGCUGCUCACACAGCUGAAAGCGUAUACGGGGACGGCAGACGACAUCGAGGUUCUCUGACACCCAACCACCUGUGUAGUCCAACUAGGAGAACUUGCUUGAGACAUCAGGACUGUGUGGAAUUGAACCCUGUUCUGCCAGUUGACCCUUGGGUGAGGCUAACAGACAGUCUUGAGAAGCGCUUGAAUCAUCGAAAAAUCAUGAGUGAUUAUAAUGGGAAUAAUGAGAUAAAUGGCACAGAAACCACAGACGCUAAAAAGGCGCCUCCAGUGGCUCCAAAACCUGCUUGGGUACGGCAAAGUCUUAGAAGCAUUAAGUCUGGGAGGUCUCCAGCAGAGGCCUUUAAAAAAACUGAGAUUCGAAGUCAAGAUACUGGAAGGACCUUUGGAGUUAGUUCAAGAUCCACUUCAUCCACAUCAAAUCUAUCUUUCAAACAAAAGCUCAGCUCAUUUGAAACCUUUUCCAAUGCUGAUGGAGCAGACAGGACAAGCAGAAGAACGGCUCCAUCCUCAUCACUUUCUCAGAUGGAAAAAAGUCCUGCCAGGUUUGAGAAAGCGCAGCCUGUAGAAACCAGCAACACAUGGAAAAGUAGGACCACUCAAAUUGACAAACACGACAGUGACAAACCUUCUUCAGUGGGAAAUUUAGAUUCUAAAACCAAACCAUUUUCUGAAGAAGAGGAAGCUGCAUCUAAAUUAACAGAUUUCCAAAAUGAGAGCCCAAAGGCAGAAGAUACAACUGUUGCCACAAAGCCAAGUGCUAGCCCACCAGGAGAGAUUUCUUUAUUGGAGGAAGUGAAGGAAACAAGUCUCUCUCAAAAAGAUGAGGAAGAAAUGACUCUUGCUCAGAAAGAUGAGGAGGAAAUAAGCCCUGCUCAGAAAGAUGAGGAGGAAACAAGUCUUGCUAAAAAAGAUGAGGAGGAAACAAGUCUUGCUCAGAAAGAUGAUGAGGAAGCAAGUCUUGCUCAAAAAGAUGAGGAGGAAACAAGUCUUGCUCCGGAAGGCUCACCCCCUCUUGAUCACUGCCCUAGGAGGUCCAGCAGUUCAAAAGAUCCUUCUACCCAAACGAUAUCUUCAUUGGAGGGCCAUAGCAGUCACACUGCAAGUUUAAGAACCAGGAGUCUACCCCUAAACACCUCUGAUGCUCACGGCCAAUGUGGUCUGGAAGGGGAAGCCCUUGAGAUUAUCCUGUCGUUUAGCAACCAGGUGUCCAACGCCUUAAUGCGUUCCAUGCAAUCCCUUCCCAACUCUCCAUGCUUAAAACUUGGUAAUCCAUGGAGUGUGUCAUCUGAAUCCAGUGAGCAUAACCCCACAGAGGAGGACAUUACUUUAUCUGACACAUCACGCUCAGCAGCACCAGACAGCACUGAGAAAGGCUUCUCUGUGAGCCUGGCUGAGCUGAGAGAGCGCACUAUCGAGAGAGGAGAAGAGAGUGAGAAGACUGAGCGACCUCUUACCACACCCUCUGCAGUAUGUGCCCAGUCUGUGAUCUCAGCACUUCCACCUCAGGAGAUACAAAGGAUGAUCCAGGAGGUCAAGGAUCUUGAUGAAGAUACCCUAAAGCAACUGGAAGACAUCCAUGUGGUGAUUCUGCACAAGGAGGAGGGAACUGGCUUGGGUUUCAGUAUUGCUGGUGGUAUCGAUCAGAACAAAUCAACUACAGUUCACAAAAUCUUUCCCCAAGGCUUAGCUGCUCUGGAGGGCACCAUUGAGAAAGGAGACGAGGUGCUGUCCAUCAAUGGACAGACGCUGAAGAACGUGAAGCACAGCGAUGCUACAGCAGCACUCAGGCAGGCGCGUGAACUGAAGCAGGCAGUGGUGGUGGUGUGCAAGAAUAAAGAUGCCGAGAGCAGCAUAACUGCUGAGGCCAGCUGCAGUACUGGCACAGAGCAAAGCAUCACAGAUGAAAGUGGAGACGUCCUCACUCUGGAGUUGGAUAAAAAUGCAGGUGGAGUGGGUUUUGGAUUGGAGGGAGGAAAAGGAUCUAUUCAUGGAGACAAACCUUUGGUUAUCAAUAGAAUCUACACAGGUAGUACAGCAGAGCAAAAGGGCCUACAGGUUGGUGAUGAGCUGCUGCAAGUCCAGGAUUCCACAAUGCAAGGUCUUUCACGCCUGGAGGCUUUGACCACCCUCAAAAGCCUUCCUGAUGGAUCAUUCACAGUCAUUGUAAGAAGAAAGAAGGCUGAAGAAAGCUAAAUUUUGAAACAAUACCCAGAUAGUGUGAAAAGUGUGAUAAGACUUAACUUUAGAAAAUGGAAAUAUAUAUAUAUAUAUAUAUAAUCCUGAUAUCAAAUUUUGAUAUCAGGAUUAUAUUUAGGGAAAUAGAGAUUAAUAUUGAAAAUUUCUUAAAUAUAGUAAAUUAUUUAAUAUUUUCUUAAGAUUACAGCAACCCCAUUAUACCCCAGAGGGCUUCUGCAUCUGGGGCACUUCUAGCAAAUAUCUUGCUCUGUUGGCCCAUUUGUGGCAUGGUAAAUAAUAAUAAUAAUAAUAAUAAUAAUAAUGAUAAAAAUAUUUAUAAUAAUAGCAUUUUAAAGAACAUGGUUUCUAGACAGGUUUAAAAAAAGACUUGUUCUUAGAUGUUCUUUUUCCCACAAAUGUUCAGAGGCCUAGGUAAUAAAAUGUUUGAUAUACGUGCGAAAUACAGUGUUGUUUAAAAGUUGUACACUCUAAGACAAUGCAAUAAUUGUUCAGGUAUGCCUUUUACAACUGGGAGUGGGCCAAAUGCCCAAUAUGGGCCAUAUUUCCAUAUGGUCUGUGGGCCAGAUCAUUGUGGUAGAGGUAGGCCAGGACUGGGCUUUCAUAAUUUUACUAUAUGGAAAGAAUACUAAACUGAUCCCUAGAAAUAUAGGAUUUAAAGCUAGUGAUCUUUUAAUAACGAUAAUUUAGCUAACUUGAAGCACUUAUUGUUAAAGAUGCACAAUUAUUUUCCAAUACAGUAUACUGUAAGAACGAUUAUAGCUUAAAAUGAGUAAAAUGUCUACAGAUAGGUCUCAUGAUCUCAUAUUCGUCUUACCGUAAUCUUAUAAAAGGAAAUACUGAUUAAUUUCUCUAUAUUCAAGAUAUUUUCAUCUGCUAAGAUGCCUUUAAGCAAAUAGCAUGCAGAGUUGUGAUUUUGAUGCGGCAACCAUGCCUUGCAUGAAACAACAGAAACUACAAACGGUACAGGAAAUUGGUGGUCAUGAGUAAUGAGAUAAUUUUCAUAUUCAGUUUGUCCCACUGUUCUAUUUCCAGAGAAGCAUUUGACUAUACGUGUGAAAGCACACGAUUCAUGAAAAUCUUAUCAGUAUUCUAUUAGUAUGCUUUUUCCAAACAUGGCCUAUUUUACUUAGUAUACAUAUAACAAUGAUAGAUAUUCAUUUUGAUUGACUGUGAUUAGAUCAUUUUUUAAGGUUGCUAAAUCUGUACCCUUAAAUUUGCACAGACUCUGAGUAAGUAUAAGUUUGAUCAAAAAAAUAAUUAGAAUUUAAUUAAAAUUGGUAAAUAAGUUUUACAAUCACAUUUUGACGGAACACAAUGUAGAUGCAUUGUAGAUUGUGUUUUCUAAUAUAUAUAUAUAUAUUGUAUGUUUCUGCCAGGUUUGUUGUGUUAGGCUACACUUACUGUUUUUCCAUCAGCCACUCAGAUCUAGACACUGAGAACAAUGCCAAAACUGGGCUGAUGGACAAUGGCUACUCUGGCAUAAUCAGUUAGACAAUAACAGACAGUCUUUUAUCAAUUUUAGACAUGCCUACAAUAAACCAGCAAAGCCAAUCAAUGCUUUAUUGAUAAAAAAUAUAUUCAUGUGAACAAAUAAUAUAGAACUAUGCUCACUGAACUACAAUGAAAUCUACAUAGAAAAUGUUCUAUCAUUAAUUGGCCUAAUCCUAGACAAUCCUAGCAAAUGGUCAAUAGAGAAAUGGCACUUCCACAUGAAUUAGUCUAAAAAUGACAUUACUAUGUGUCUUAACAUGGCCAGUUUUGUUAUUUAGACAUCAUCUGCUUUCUCUAUUCAAAUGAUUCACAAGAUUAGACUGGUUAUUUAAAAAAAAAUUAAAUGUAAGUUAAGAUUCAGAAGUUUAUCCACAUAAAAGAUUUGUUUGCUGAUGCAUAGAAAUAUUGCCUUUGUACAAUUGUACUAACUUUGUCAGGGAUUCUAGGGAACUUGACUUUAUUCAAGUUUGCCUGUUUUGUUACAUUUGCACAAACACUGUAGAGUACGAUAUUUACAAAAAUACUUCAGUGCAAACCAAAAAAAAAGUAUUUGACCAGAUUCAUAAUGGAAUAGAUUUUGAGUUUACAAUAAUGUAAUGUUUUCAAAUAUGCGUGCGAGAACCAAAGAUACAAUCUUUUUUUUUUUAUGGCCUGCCUUUGCAUUUAAUAUUUUUGGAACAAACAGGAUUUGUGCCUGAUUACAAUAAUUAUCAUUAUUUUAUUUAUUUUAGUUUUUAAAAGAAACAGAACAUCCAAUUUGAAUAUGAUUGAAAAUAAGUUCACAUUAAAUAUCAGUGGAUGUUGAUUUACAUGUACAUAAUAAGCUACUAAUAUAUCAGAAAGACCUGUUUACUUUGUUUAAAAGGUUGAUGUAUUACCCCCUCCAAAUAAUUAUAAUAAAAAAAAUAAUACAAUCAUUAACACUGGCUUGGUCAUUUAAAAUUGUUUAAAUUAUUACUGGGUGAUGUGUAUUGUGACGUGAUUAUGUCUUUAAUUUUUGUUUUGUGAAGAAAAGUUGAUCUAUUACAAUGCUAAAAAUGUCUUUGUUUACAGUUUAUAAUGUAUAGCCUACUUAUACACAUUCAGGUACUGUAAUUAAAAACAAAGUCAUAAAGUGCAAAUAAAGGUGUCACAAAAAUGCA
Molecule: messenger RNA, 7279 nt
Organism: Clarias gariepinus (North African catfish)
Lineage: Eukaryota; Metazoa; Chordata; Actinopteri; Siluriformes; Clariidae
Gene: il16
Product: interleukin 16
Exons: 22
Coding region: 33-4643 (1536 amino acids)
Biological process (GO): leukocyte chemotaxis; induction of positive chemotaxis
Molecular function (GO): CD4 receptor binding; cytokine activity
Source: RefSeq, a predicted model, not a curated record